Amphimedon queenslandica is the source of this 858-nucleotide messenger RNA. Its product is annotated as meckelin-like. Gene Ontology annotation, biological process: cilium assembly. The transcript is spliced from 5 exons. Gene Ontology annotation, cellular component: ciliary transition zone; MKS complex. NCBI's taxonomy places the organism in Eukaryota, Metazoa, Porifera, Demospongiae, Haplosclerida, Niphatidae. The coding region runs from base 311 to 634 and encodes 107 amino acids. The record is from RefSeq and is a predicted model, not a curated record.
GCGUAGGCGAUUUGACCUUUUCACGCUGGAAUUGAACCAGAUUUAACUCCAGCGUCAACAUAAUGUCAGGACUAGCGUAAUAUUGUAAAUCUGCCUUAAGUAUGCAUUCAUGUCAUACUAUUGAUUGUAGGCUUAACAGGAAUGUUUGUUUUAUGAUCAUAAUCCUCCACUGUUUCUACUCUCUUCCCUCUCCUUUCCUUCUCUCUUCCUCCCUCCUCUUUUACAGAGCUCAUCAAUCCUUCCUAUAUAUGCUGCACGGUUUGCUUUGAAUGGAACAUUUUUAGAUUUAAGCUUUGUCAACGAUACCAUCAUGUUGUGUAAAGAUCGUCCUUCAAAGAUGGCUACCGCUUGGCAAGUUGGUGUUCAUUAUGAAAUACAGUGUUCUCUUGACCCCAUUGCUCUUAUGACUGAUGGCUCUAGCCCUAUAUUCUAUGAUAUAUAUCUCAAAGAUGGUAAUAUGUUGGUGCCCAUUCCAGUCUUAAUUAGUGGCUAUAGGGACAAUAAUGGUGUCCUUGUUAAUGAAGGUGAUGAUAGCUCUCAGUGGCAGUUUGUGAGACAUUUCUAUACCCACCAGUCAGUCACUGGCACUCCAUCAUACAUGUAUCUUGAAUCCACUGAAAUCAAUCAUUUUUGAUGAAAUUUGGCCACAGACGGUUUGGAAUGGAAACCAUUCAAAGUUUCUGAACAAUAUAAGUUUUAGUACAUGUACAGUAUAUACAUAGAAUUUUGUCCUAGCCAUUGAUGAACUACAAAGCACUAUAACAGCCCGUAUGAUCUUAUUGAAACUUGUUGUGUACAUCAUAAGUCUAAGGACAUUGUUAGGGUAAUAUAAUUUACAUGUAUCAUUGUACAUUUUCA